GAUAGCAAGCAUUGAAAGAUCAGCACAAGAAGAAACAUUUUUACAACUUUUAAAUGCGGCGCUUUCGAACCUUGUACUUUUCAAAAGCCAAUUUGCAGUUAGCCGAGAUAUUUCUUCCAUGUUCCAACGUUUUCAAGAUGGAACUAAUUAUUUUGGAGAUGAUUCUGACAUUUUCCAGGCACGUUUUUGCAUUGUUAUUAAAGACGUUGCGAAAAGCGAUAGAAGUGACAUUGUAACGGAAUUUCAAUCAAAGUUUUCGAGAAUUGUUGAUAAGGAAGAAGAAGACAAUUUUAUAACAAAACUUUACCGUAACAAAAUGUCAAUUCUUCCUUGGCCAGUAUUUACUGAAGCUGCAUUUUAUACUUCGAUUAAAACGUUUAAGGUUAAAUUAGAUUCCCAAGAAUCCCAAUAUAAAAAUGCUCAGAUGUUUGUAGAAAAAAUCAAGGUUUUAAUGACAAAGCUGAAAGUAUGUGAUUGGGGAAGCAUUCGAGCUACGUUAAUAACAAUGAGAACAUUAGAAUUGAAAAAGUUUCUCGGGAAUGCAAUAUCCUUUGGUUAUGAGCAAGUAGACGAUGAUCCAUUUUCUGACCAGGAAAACCAUUCCUCAGGGUUUGAUAACAAUCAAAUUAAAUGCCUUAUGAGCCGCGAUGAUAAAGUUUUAAUUUCAGAUGAUGAUAUUUUGCUUUCAGUAACUUUUGAUCAUGUGGAUGCUUCCAUUAAAUUAAUGCCUGAUACUGGACUUGAACUGUUUAAGGAUAAAGGAAGUUUUAUUGACAUUUCAUCUGGCCUAAGAGAAUAUUUUGAAAAAAAUGUUUAUGCUCGUGGAUCCAUUCCUGAUUCUGAGUGGAUAGACUAUUUAGACAAAUUUUUCAAACUAAUCAUAAAUCGUCGAAUAAACAGAGUUCGGGAAUGGUAUACAAGAAAUCUUUCAAGAUUUUCUCAAGACCAUAAUGAAAUCGUUAUUGCAAAUUAUGCUCUUGAUCAAGAAAUUAGUCGUCUCAGCUUAUUCUGGAAUGCGUGCCGACUUCGUUGUGACAAAUGUGGAUAUGCAUGCCUUAAAGCUAGUCGUCAUGAUGAUGACAGAGAUGAUAUAAAUCAUGAUUGCUUAACAGAUCAUUUGUGUCACCAUUCUUGUGAGUUUGAAGCAGCGCAUACUGAUGAAGUCCUUCCACCAUGUCAAAAUUUUGCUGCACAUCAGGGAAAACAUAGAUGCUCACUCUCACAUGCUUGUGGUGCUCCUUGUAUUCAUAUUGGAAAAAGAAAUUGUCAAAACUUAUGUGCAAAAGACGUUGGACAUCAAGAUGUUCAAGGAAAUGAAACCCAUUUAUGCGAAUCAACAAGGCAUUAUUGUGGUGUUUCAUGUUCAUUAAAAACAGAAACACAGAAGGGAAAAUAUGAAUGUCGAAAUACAUGUAUUAUUCCGUGUGAAGAAGAGCAUAAGAUCCACAAAUGUCAAAAUGAAGUAUGUCCAAUUGAGUGUCCUAUAGAAAAUUGUCGUCAACGUUGUGAAAGUUCAGACCAUUUCCAUGCACUAGAAGCAAAUGCUGAUCAUUUUUGUGGAAAUGAACACCAAUGCCCUAAAGAAUGUGAGGAAAAAGGAAUAUGUAAAAUUGUAACUGAACCUUCUGCUAUUAUUAAAGAAGAAGCUGAAUAUGUGAACAAAUUUGGGAGCUUUAUGUUUACAAAGUAUUCGCAAACUUUCCAAAGAUUACCAUGUUGUGUAAAAAUUCCGCCAUAUACAUUUGAACAUAAGGGAAAACAUGUUCAUGAAAUAAAAAAAGCUCAUGUAUGUGACUCAACAUGUCCAGACGAUGAAGGUAAACAUUUAGUGAAGGGGAAGCAAAAUUUUCACUAUUGUGAUGAAAAAUGUCCAAAUUGUGCAUAUUAUUGCACUUUGCCUUAUGAUCAUGGAAAAAAACAUAAUACAGAACAUUCAACUGUUCACGGAAAUAUGCUUUUAACAACAUUUACUUGCGAAGAUGAUGAGUUUGAAUUCGAAGGUAGAAGAAUUAGCAAUCAAAAUGAAAGCCCGCUAUACCACCUACUGGUAUAUACCGGUAGUGAUUUGGAAGAAUUCACAUCACUAGUUAUGUACAGUGGUUAA
Messenger RNA from Racocetra persica, 2104 nucleotides. The record is from the annotation of a GenBank genome assembly. NCBI's taxonomy places the organism in Eukaryota, Fungi, Glomeromycota, Glomeromycetes, Diversisporales, Gigasporaceae.